UUGUAAAGUUCAUAUUAGGUUAUCAGAGUUUGAUAAAUAUAUCAAAUGUUUUUAUUAACAAAUAGACUUUGUAUUGUUUCUUUUGUAUGAAUUUUUGCAGCUUAAAGAAAUAUGAGUAAUUUAUUUUUAAAAACGUGUUUUUAUGGCGUUUCACGAAGUCUGCGUGGAAAAUACGUGCAAUUUUUACGAGAUUUCACGCACAAUCUACAUGGGAAUAUCUACUCUAUCGCUACAGUACCUUGCAGAAAAUUUGCAGGCAAAAUGAAUAAGAACCUUCUAAAUGGAAAUUUAUGGGACACAGAUCCUGAAUUAUUUGAAAUUAUUAAAAAUGAAAAGCAUCGGCAGCAGAGUGGUCUUGAGAUGAUUGCAUCAGAAAACUUUACAUCUAUUCCCGUUCUUCAAUGUUUAAGCUCAUGUCUUCAUAAUAAAUAUUCUGAGGGCAUGCCAAAUCAAAGGUAUUAUGGAGGGAAUGAAUACAUUGAUGAGGUAGAAAUCUUAGCCCAAAAGCGAGCCUUGGAAGCUUACAGGUUAAAUCCAGAGGAGUGGGGAGUUAAUGUGCAACCUUACUCCGGUUCACCAGCAAACUUUGCUGUAUAUACAGGAAUAGUUGAACCACAUGGACGUAUCAUGGGCUUGGACCUCCCAGAUGGUGGGCAUCUCACCCAUGGUUUCUUUACAGCCACUAAAAAGAUUUCUGCCACUUCCAUAUUCUUUGAAAGCAUGCCUUACAAAGUUGAUCCUAAAACAGGAUUGAUUGACUAUGACGAGCUAGCCCAAACUGCUAAAUUAUUCAAACCUCGCUUAAUAAUUGCUGGUAUAAGUUGUUAUUCAAGAUGCUUAGAUUAUAAGAGAUUCAGAGAGAUUGCCAAUGAAAAUGGAGCAUAUUUAAUGGGAGACAUGGCACACAUAUCUGGUCUUGUUGCUGCAGGUAAAUAAAACAUGGUUUUUGUA
Messenger RNA from Zerene cesonia (dogface butterfly), 951 nucleotides. RefSeq names its product serine hydroxymethyltransferase, cytosolic (gene Shmt). Lineage: Eukaryota; Metazoa; Arthropoda; Insecta; Lepidoptera; Pieridae. The transcript has 5 exons. The record is from RefSeq and is a predicted model, not a curated record. Gene Ontology annotation, molecular function: mRNA 5'-UTR binding; pyridoxal phosphate binding; glycine hydroxymethyltransferase activity. Gene Ontology annotation, cellular component: cytosol; nucleus; cytoplasm. The coding region runs from base 112 to 936 and encodes 274 amino acids. Gene Ontology annotation, biological process: purine nucleobase biosynthetic process; folic acid metabolic process; protein homotetramerization.